Molecule: messenger RNA, 1478 nt
Organism: Entrophospora sp. SA101
Lineage: Eukaryota; Fungi; Glomeromycota; Glomeromycetes; Entrophosporales; Entrophosporaceae
Source: the annotation of a GenBank genome assembly
UUGUUUCACCAACAAGAAAAUCAUCAUCUGCUAAUAUCAAAGAAAUACUUGACAAAUAUGUCAAUAAUGAUAAAAAAUUUUGCAAAACACACUCCAACUCUGCUAAUGACAUAAAAGACAUAUCAACCUAUUUGAAAUUUGUGGAUCAUGAAAAGGCAAUAGUGAAGCUGAUGAAAAAUAUGGACAAUUUACAUGAGCUCAUGACAAAUCAAAAAGAAUAUGCAGAGCCUUUGAAACAUCUAUAUUUUGCUGCUAUAGGAACAGCUGUUGUGAGACCUGAAAUUACAGUUGCAGAGAGAAAUGGUAUUGAUGCAGAAAGUGAAGCUGGAUUAGAAUAUCUGUUCAUUGAAAGAUUACCGUAUAUAACUGAUAAACAUAUUGAUGUUAUAAUGAAGCAUCAGGGAAAUACGCUAAAGACGUUGAAAAUCCUGGCAUCUGAAAUAAAUAUUUCUGAUGAUGUAAUGGAACGAGCCAAAAAAAAUAUAGGAGCUGUCAAAAUUAGAACAAAUGACACUUUAUUAUAUGAAGAUUUUGAUAUUCUUUCAAAUCGGAGAGACCAAUAUAUUGAAUUUAUUGACUUUAAAGGAGAUUGUCGAGCAUCUAGUCUUGGUGAUCUUGCUUACUUGAUUGAUGAGUUGAUUUUAGAAAUAAUUGAAUACCUUGAUCCAAAAGAUUUACUAAACCUUUCCUCUACUAGCAAGGUUUUAUAUUGUUUUGCGACUUUUGAUGAGCUAUGGAAACAAUUCACUAUAGAAAGAUUUGGCGGAGGAAAUGAUGUGUUAUUUCAACCGUUUCUUUGCAGUUCAAUUGAACUGGAUCAACAAUACCUUGGAAAUGAAACCAUAGAUCGUAGAUCAAAUCUUACUAUGGAUGAAUUUAUUAACGAGUAUGCCAUUCCAAACAAGCCAGUAAUUAUCACAGACAUAGUUACUAAUUGGCCAGCUUUUAAAAAAUGGUCAUUGGAAUAUUUGGUUGAAAAUUUUGGUGAUGUUAAGUUUCGUGCAGAAGCAAUUGAUAUUAAAUUAAAGAAUUAUAUUCAGUAUGCAAAAAAUACUAUGGAUGAGAGCCCACUGUAUUUGUUUGAUAAGAAUUUUGGUGAUACUUGUAAUGGAUUGUUGCAAGACUUUUCUGUCCCAAAAUAUUUUAAUGAAGAUUUCUUCAAUUUAUUUGGCGAACAAAGACCUGAUUAUAGGAUGUUUAUUCAUCAAGAUAAUAGAGUUGAGAAUGCAGCAACCUUUGAUAUACAAAAAGAAGAUCACACAAUGGGGAAUUUAAUAAGACAUAAACUUUUACAAGAACCACAUGUAAUAUUUGCAGGAUAUAAAAUAUAUAUAAUUGAUUUGGGUCGUGCCAGAGCUUUAGCAAUUCCAUUAGAAAGCAAACAAAAAGAAGAACAUGUUGCGACACCAGUACCUAAACCAUCAAAACCACAAAGAGAACAACAAUCUGUACCGUCCUCACAAGGUGGUGUUGGAAUG